Molecule: messenger RNA, 1667 nt
Organism: Paralichthys olivaceus (Japanese flounder)
Lineage: Eukaryota; Metazoa; Chordata; Actinopteri; Pleuronectiformes; Paralichthyidae
Gene: slc25a17
Product: solute carrier family 25 member 17
Biological process (GO): transmembrane transport
Cellular component (GO): peroxisomal membrane
Molecular function (GO): coenzyme A transmembrane transporter activity; FAD transmembrane transporter activity; ATP transmembrane transporter activity
Source: RefSeq, a predicted model, not a curated record
GUCAGUCAGACACUAGGAAGUGAGCGGAGCAGGAGUGAGACAGAAACAAGAGUCAGGGAAACACUUUGAAGGAUUCAAACCAAACUAGGUGAAGAUGUCUGCUGGGGUUUUCUCCUAUGAGAGUUUAGUCCAUGCUGUGUCUGGAGCUGUGGGAAGCGUGACUGCAAUGACAGUAUUCUUCCCUCUUGAUACUGCCAGACUACGGCUGCAAGUGGAUGAAAACAGAAAGGCCAGAUCAACUCCAGCCAUUUUGGCAGAAAUUGUCAAAGAAGAAGGACUUCUGGCUCCGUACAGAGGCUGGUUCCCUGUCAUCUGCAGCCUGUGCUGCUCCAACUUUGUCUACUUCUACUGCUUCCAUACCCUGAAGGCGAGCUGGCUGAGGGGAAAACAGUCAGCCCCCAGUACUGACUUAAUCAUAGGCAUCACUGCAGGUAUUAUAAAUGUUCUCGUCACCACACCCCUGUGGGUGGUCAACACCAGACUGAAGCUUCAGGGUUCCAAGUUUCGCAAUGCAGACAUCCGGACCACCAACUACUCCGGCAUUUUGGAUGCGUUUGUGCAGAUUGUCCGCCAGGAGGGCGUAGGAGCUUUGUGGAACGGGACCUUCCCAUCCCUGCUGCUGGUGCUGAACCCUGCCAUCCAGUUCAUGAUUUAUGAGGGGCUGAAGAGGCAUCUGAAGAGAGGAGCUCCCAGGGAGCUGUCGUCCAUUGAAGUCUUCAUCAUUGGCGCUGUGGCCAAAGCUGUGGCCACCACUGUUACAUACCCACUGCAGACUAUACAGUCCAUCCUCAGGUUUGGACAAUACCAGUCAACAGACGAGUCAAAAAUCCUGUCCAGUCUCAGGUCUAUCAAGUGUCUCCUGGUCAAUAGAGUCAGGAAGUACGGAACGUUGGGUCUGUUUAAAGGCCUGGAGGCAAAGCUGCUGCAGACGGUGCUGACCGCUGCCCUCAUGUUCCUUCUGUACGAGAAGAUUACCAGCUGUACCUUCAGCGUCAUGGGACUGAGCCACAGCAACUACAAGAGGCGCUAGCAAGACGCUUCACAACCGCUAACACUUGACUGCAUUAAAGCACUGACUAACUGCAUGAAUCACUGCUUAUGAUGGUGAGGUCAAGGAAAUCUGUCACAUGACACUGGAAAACAUAUUAUUUUAUCAUAGUCAUUAUCAGAUAAUCUGUCCACCGUGUAGAUGUGGCUGUUAAAUGUGUGUAUGGUGCAGUGCUGGUUCAUAGAUCCAAUAUUUUAAUGUAUUUUCCUGGGAUCUGGAUCUUUCCUCCUAUAAAUCUGCUCAAGUUUUACUAAAUCUGUCAAAUGUUCAGCUGUUUUCAACUUUAACAGCAAAACAAGAUCAUCUGCAAAGACACUGACUUUAUUUCCCUUGUCUGAGAGUUUGGGACCUACUGAACUGGCCUGUGGUCAUUUAGGGACCAAUUCAUUUCCACUGAUACUGAAGCCAUGUCUCACUCCACAGUUUACUGUAUUGUGCAUUCUUUAGUUGUCUGGGUGCAUGUUGUGCAGACAGGGGUUUUAUUUUUGAGUUUUUUUAUUCAUGUCAGUUCAGAUUGUGAGUGAGUGUGUGAACCUCUUUAUAUACAGUCUGUGGUGUGAACACAGUCUGAGGUAAGAUCAAUGUUAAUCUGGAAAAUAAAGGGUUUGUUUUUGGUAAA